CUUACAUGACGUAGACUUUAGGAAAUUUAGAAAAAAUUUAUAUUUGUAAAGCUUGUGUUUGUAAAGAUAAAAAAAUUGACUGUGUACACAAUAUAGAGUCAAUGUGAGCAAGCAAAUGAUUUACGAACAAUACAAUGUGGCCACAUGAAAGUAACCAGUGCGAUGCUUGAAACCGCUUUCCGUUACAGUCGGUCGGUCAAACUAAUAAUUACCUGCGUGUUUGGUCCUAGCCCGCAAAAGUCAGCCAACUGUGAAAGAGAUUCGCACGACAUUCAUGUUGAUGCUCCGAGAUGUGGUUUUUGUAUAUAUUUAAGCCACUAUUUAGUCGAAUCACUUAAGCAACGUUGUGUUGGAAAGUAUUCAAAUGAGCAAGAAAACUUAACACUAGUUCUAGGCUUCCAACAUCUGUUUUUUCUUUUAAAUGCAGAGUAUUCAGAUUGAAGACUCCAAAAGUAAUAUUCUGUGUCGAAACUGGCUGCGUAAGAUCAUUUUGAUAAGGUGAUCCCAACGCUGAAGAUAAUGUUGAACAUUUUGCUAGAAGUUAUCAUUUUUUUAACUCAUGGAUGACGCCCUGGCCAUAUUGCUUUGUAGUUCGAUCAAUUAAGCUCCGGCUGGCACAAUGAAAGUCUCUCUUGAACCAUGUCAUCCUAUUCCUUAUUACACAUCGAAAGGUGUUGUCUAAGUAAUGACUUCAAUGCCGAUUCUCUCCCUCCUAAACCACCUAAAGUAUCAACGUUGCUGUUGCCAACUCAAUUGCAGGUUCUUUUCCUAACGCUGCUUUCUCUGUACGCGACCGUAACCGUUGGCGAUCAUCAUGCACCCCCGUUUAAGCCGCUGCUCCCUUCGUCCUACACCAAAUCACCCCUCAUGUAUCCGAGCUUCGUGCCCAAGCAUGGCGUCGGACUGAAACCCUACAUGACGCAGUUCCGUGCAGGCACGCGUCUAGCACCAGUAGCGUUACGGCCAGCUCCAUCAAUGAUUAUGAGUUUGAAAAGACCCAUCAAAUCCAUUCUAAGCCACCCCUCGCUUAUGAAGCAACCGCUACUGAAACGUCCCCCGCCAUCGCUAGCAUUUGCUGCGGCCAGCAUUAAGCACCACAAAUUCCACAGUUCACCACCAGGACCGAGCACGGGCGAGAUUGUGUUCGAGAAGCUGAAACCGAUCACCCCGAAGCUGACUUCUCACAAGGAUGGAGCGAUCCAUACGAUCCCCGCUCCGAACCUGGGACUCACGAAACCUCCGAAAGCUCCGAACCAGAUACGAGUGACAUCGUACGAGGAUAGCAACAAGCUGGAGAUUGAGGUGAAAGCAACCAAGCCAACGUUCACGCCAAAGCCCGCAUUUUUGAACCUCAGUCCAACGCCCGCUCCGGUUGCUGGAGUCUACAGCCAUCAUGCAAUCGGCAAUCCGCAUCAAUAUCAGGUGACUGAGGAACACUCGAACGACGUGACUAUUGGAGAUUUGUACUCGGGCAAGAAAACUUACUUCGCACCGGAUCCGGACCCAUCGUUGCCAAGCAAAACGCUUGUACCGACGUCCGAUCCGCUUAGCCUACCGAGCAAUGGGAAGUUUGCCCCAGCCAGCGUACUGGUGCAAUCACCCGUAGGUCACUACCCGGUGCAACCGCAAACCAGCGCAUCGGCCGUGAUCCAGUACGUCAACGCGGUCCCGCAGGCCAGCUACGCCAUACCGCUUGCCACCCAACCUCAGCUACAGCAGCACAUUUUGCAGCAAACGGCCAUGUUGCAGGAAAUGCCUGUUUCGCUCUAUAAUCCCACCUAUCUUGUGACCCAAUCCAACAACCUCUUCAAUACCCAUCAACAGCAGGGGGCCGUCAAUCUCUUCAAACCGGACACCAACUUCCUUGGCACGAUGCAGAACCACCACCAGCAGCAGCAGCAGCACCAACAGCACCAACAGCAGCCACAACAUCAGCAGGUUCAUCAUGUCCAAACACAAACGCAGACACCACCAGUCCCGACGACCGUACUGUUUAACUCGUACAACACGUACAAGCACAGCGAGCCGGCCGCCAGUACGGGACAGAUCCUUUCCGCUACGCAGGACCAGCUGCACGAACUGCAGUCCGUUGUCAAUCAAAUUCAGCUGAAUGACAUACACAACCACCACUCGUCCGAUAUGCCAACGUACGCGCAACUCGUAGGGCACGAGCAACCGGCCAUCCAUCAGCAGCAGCUUCCCCAACUGAACCAGCUCGAACAACAGCUCCAACAGCAGCUGAUCCAGCAACACCAGCAGGAAAAGGGUAACCCGCAGCGACCGAUGAGCGAUGCCGAGAUUGCGAGCCUGCUCAACUACGGUAUGAUUAAUCUGCACAACAAUUUAUCUCCGAGCGACUAUUACCACUAUCAGGUAGACCAACCGACGGCGGUACAGCCAUCUGGACAUCACACGUUCUACGAGCUGUCGGAACGCCAGAAGGAAAACGAUCGCAUACUGGCCCAGGCUCAGCAGGACCUGUAUCACCACCAGCAACAGCAGCAGCAGUACCAGCAGCAACAGCAACAUCAGUACCAGCAGCAGCUACAGCAUCAGCAGGAGCAAAACAACAAUGUACAACAGCAUCCGUUGCCCCAGCAGUACCAGCUGGACAGCCAUUCCGACUAUUUGCAGGCGUACCAGGAGCAUCAGCUGGCCGUUUCCAACAUUCUAGGCCUGCAGGACAAACAAUCGUCGGCUGGAGGUGCUGUACAGCAACAGCAGCAGCAGCAGCAGCAGCAACAGCAGUACCACCUGAAUCAUGCAGCCAUCGGAAGCACGAUCGAGCCGCAAGCGACCCAGAGCCCGCUAAGGAUAUACGUACCAGAUGGAGAGCACGAAUACUCCAACAAUAUAAACGCACAAAAACGAAUGGAUGAGAUCGAUUUUGAGUACGGCGAUGCGGACCAGGGCCCCGAUCAGGAUACGCAGGAGGAUAGCACCGCCGCGACAAAUGCCCAUGCGCGGAACGCUGAGCCUAUCACGCCAUCCUCGGCCGAUGGCAACACCGAUGACAACACCACCAACGCUUACUACGAUGAACGGACAGCGGAUGAUGGCAGCGAGGAUGAGAAUGCGUACUACAACAAGAAUCUAAACAACCACCGGCUCGACUGAGGAUCGAUCCAUCGCGAUGCCGCGAUGCGCAGCAAGCCAGUCUAUUAUAAUUAAACGUGACUUCCCGUAGUAAAGCAAAUCGUGCGUGUGAAAGCCGUGAUUGCACUGUACAGCUGGUUGUUGAUCAGAUCAUGGCGAGAAUGUUAGGUAGGUACGGGUACCAGCACAAAACUGUACGCCUUUAGUAUGUAGCGUCGUGUAGCAAGCAACACAUUAUUUAUUUCAUUUCCAAAUAAAGAAGAGUAAUCAUGAAAACGGGAGCAAAGAAGGGGGAAUCCAGCAGAAG
Messenger RNA from Anopheles stephensi (Asian malaria mosquito), 3403 nucleotides. RefSeq names its product putative mediator of RNA polymerase II transcription subunit 12. NCBI's taxonomy places the organism in Eukaryota, Metazoa, Arthropoda, Insecta, Diptera, Culicidae. The transcript is spliced from 6 exons. The coding region runs from base 640 to 3117 and encodes 825 amino acids. The record is from RefSeq and is a predicted model, not a curated record.